ACGACGUGUUAGAAGAAGAAGAAGAAGAAGAAGAAGAAAGGGUUUUAGGGUACAAGUAGAGCUUCCUCUUUCUCCAGCGAACAUUCUCGUUGAUUUCGAUACCUAAACCCCAAUUCUCAAGCUUGAGCCAUGGUUGAAGAAAAAACACCAGCUUCGGCUUCGGAACUCGAGCAAACCCUAGAGAGUGAGAAGACGCUUGAGUUCGCAGACGAGCUGACCGAGAAAGGCUCACUCUUUCUGAAAGAGAGUGACUUUGCUGAAGCUGUCGAUUGUUUCAGCCGUGCCCUCGAGAUCAGGGUUGAACAUUUUGGUGAGCUUGCGCCUGAGUGCAUCAAGGCUUAUUACAGAUAUGGAUCUACUCUUCUGGGGAAGGCUCAGGCUGAAGCUGAUCCGCUUGGUAACAACAUGCCUAAGAAAGAAGCUCACCAAGAGUCUAGUGGUAAGGAUAUUGCAAACGGUGAGGAGUCUGUUGUGUCUAGUGACCCAGAGAAGCAAGAGAGCUCAAGUGGUGGCCAUGAAGGUUCUGAUGGUAAAGAGGAUGGUGAAGAUUGUCAAGAGGAUGACAUAUCUGACGCUGAUGCUGAUGAAGAUGAGUCUGAUUUGGAUACGGCGUGGAAAAUGCUGGACAUCGCAAGGGCUAUUACUGACAAACACUCAACUGAUACAAUGGAGAAAGUGGAUAUUCUCUCUGCCCUUGCUGAAAUCUCCCUCGAGAGAGAGGACAUUGAGUCUUCCUUGAGUGACUACAAGAAAGCUCUGUCCAUCUUAGAGCGAUUGGUUGAACCAGACAGUCGACACAUAGCCGAACUAAACUUCCGCAUAUGCAUAUGUCUAGAGACUGGAUGUCAAACUAAGGAAGCAAUACCUUACUGUCAGAAGGCUGUGUUAAUCUGCAAAGCUCGGAUGGAGAGACUCACUAAUGAGGUCAAGUGUCCAUCUGGAUCAGCAACUUCCUCAACUGUCUCAGAGAAAGAAGCUGAGAUCAGAACCUUAUCUGGACUCGCAGAGGAUCUAGAAAAGAAGCUUGAGGAUUUGAAACAACAAGCAGAUAACCCAAAGCAACUUCUUGCUGAGCUAAUGGGCAUGGCAUCAGCUAAUAAGGCAAGUGCUAGUGACAAGGCUGUUGCUACUGCUGCCGGUGUAAUGAGCUCUUCUCGGAUGGGAACUGCAAACACUGGGAAGGACUUAGAGUCGCCUACAGGUUCAGGAGUGGGAGGGGCAUCAUCAGGUGUUACUCAUUUGGGUGUUGUUGGAAGAGGAGUGAAGCGAGUUUUGUUGAAUGCAGAAUCAAGUCCAUCGAAGAAACAAGCUCCUGAGUCUUCUGACAAAGCUGAUGUGUAACUCUUCUUGAAUUAGAAAAAAAAAACUUAUGUUACUACUGAAUGUUUAACAGAAGAAACAGAGAAAAGCGUUUGUUACCUCCUCAUGAACCCUUUAAGGUUAUGUGUUCAAGUUCCGUAUUGUAAUUUGAGUUACGUUUAAUCGUUUAAAUCUUUUU
Molecule: messenger RNA, 1498 nt
Organism: Brassica oleracea var. oleracea
Lineage: Eukaryota; Viridiplantae; Streptophyta; Magnoliopsida; Brassicales; Brassicaceae
Product: NASP-related protein sim3
Exons: 6
Coding region: 130-1341 (403 amino acids)
Biological process (GO): DNA replication-dependent chromatin assembly; CENP-A containing chromatin assembly
Cellular component (GO): nucleoplasm
Molecular function (GO): histone binding
Source: RefSeq, a predicted model, not a curated record